ACUAGGACAAGCCCUCCUCGAGCCUAUGACCUGACAGGAAGAUUUCAUCAUAGCCCGCUCCCUUACGGACUAACGAUGAGUGAUCCUUCGUCGCUUCACUAUCUCCUGACAUCUAUUCACCUACAAGCGACGGAGAUAUUCUAAGAACCUAGUUGAUGGGUCUCUCUAUAGAAGUAAUGACCAACUAGAAAAACGGAAAUAAAAAAGGAAUGAAAAAGAGAAGAGGACUCACAAGGUUAAUAGACGAGUCUGUAGAGAUGAUGGGAUUAGCAAGUAAACUACAACAAAAAUGGCAAAAUGAUAGCUCUCUCUCAAGAUUUGCAAAGAUGAAAUAAGGAAAAAUGAAAAGAGAUGGUGAACUAUUUAUAGAGCAAAGAGGCACGAGAAACGAAGCAAUGCUUGUGAUUGGAAACGAGGCCAACCAGCGAGUGCCAUGUGUCACCUGACAUUUAAGCUUAAGGAUGCCUACACCAUUUAAUGACACAUUUGCCAAUAAAACACCUAAUUUAUGGUCAUAAAUAUUCUAAUACUCUGUGGCCCGUCAACUAAAGCUGACAGUACCACGAAGUAGGGGGCAGCUGAUAGGGAUAUUUUAGCUAUAAAUUUAAUACCCCCAAGACAUUGCGCAAGAAGGUCGUUAGCACCCAUAUACUCGUCAGCUUCACGGAAACCAAAGGAGGAGUCAAGCCGACGACACCAAACAAGACGACCCCACAAAGGAUACUUGGUAGGCAUCUCCAUAGGCCAAUGGGAAUGCUAGGACGGAGCAGAUGACCGACGGGGUUAAAGAGGCCGACGGGUCCAUCUUGGCUUAACUUGAGCCCAUGGACAUCUAUGUAAGGAAAUUUCUUGUAUCCCAUAGUUAACUCUAAUCAAAGGAAUCUCUACAAGGAAAGGAUCUCGCAAAGUACGUGCAUUAAUAAGGAUCUUCCCUACAAGGAAAUAUCUUCUCUACCAAGAAACGAAGCUUUCAAGAAGAAACCACACAAUGUAUCCAACUGUGAAGGUGAGGGUAAAUGAACAAGAUGAUCAGUUUCCUCCCAGAAAUCAUGAUAAUGGAUCAAUGCUGUUUUUAAGUCCUAUGGAUUCCCUGUCCAUCCAAGCAAAGGAGAAUCGGAUUGAUUUCCCUUCAUCUAUUGCUGGAGUCACAAAGGCUCGUGUCCCAAACUUCUCAGCACAAUUGAUUUCUACGUCCAAAGGAACGGUGAAGAAAAACAACAAACAAGCUGAUAAGAGUGGUGAACAGAAUAGAGCUAAUUCAGCUCCACGCCCACGAGCUAUCCUAUCCAGUCCGGAUAACGAUGGGAUGAUUGGAAGUCAGAACAAAUUAAUGGAAGAAAAAUCUUCGGAUUAUAGUAUAACAAAGAAGAUGCAAGCCCAAACUAAGGUUGUGCAUAAUCAGGUAAAGGCAGCAAGGCCUCUAAACACCAAAAAAAGUCUCCCAUGGGGUAUCAGAUGACAAGAGUGGCCCUAAGCAAAGAAAACUUCAUGAACCUGUAAUCCAAAAACAGAAGCCCCGUUUUAGAGAAGGAAAAUCAAGCCUCAAUGCAAAGUAAAUUUCUACCAAAUGCUGCAUUAUGCUUGUACUUUUGCUUUUAGUAUUAUGCAUUUUAAAGUUCAUGUUUUGAAUAGGCCAAAUGGCUUGUUCCCUUCAUGAUGUUGGGUCUUCAACUUUUCAUGUGUAAUGUAUAAGUACCCUAUAAGGCUUUUGAGAACAUAAGUAUUGAGAAACUUCAUUUUGAAUUGU
Messenger RNA from Quercus lobata, 1747 nucleotides. RefSeq lists its product as uncharacterized. The coding region runs from base 989 to 1459 and encodes 156 amino acids. NCBI's taxonomy places the organism in Eukaryota, Viridiplantae, Streptophyta, Magnoliopsida, Fagales, Fagaceae. The transcript is spliced from 6 exons. The record is from RefSeq and is a predicted model, not a curated record.